Molecule: messenger RNA, 2170 nt
Organism: Cephus cinctus (wheat stem sawfly)
Lineage: Eukaryota; Metazoa; Arthropoda; Insecta; Hymenoptera; Cephidae
Product: tektin-2
Exons: 8
Coding region: 847-2136 (429 amino acids)
Biological process (GO): cilium movement involved in cell motility; cilium assembly
Cellular component (GO): microtubule cytoskeleton; nucleus
Source: RefSeq, a predicted model, not a curated record
UAUUUAUAUGUUAUUCUCCUAUAUACUAGAUAUAGAUACAUCGAUUUAUUUCAUAUUUAAUAUUUAACGACCCUUUAUAAUGAUAAUAAUUAAAUAAAUAUAAAAAGUAAAAUUGUAGUAUUAUAGUUAAUAAAUGAUUAUAUUAAAUUUGCUUCAUUAAGAAAGCUUGAGGAAAGCAGAAUUGAGGUAACAGCAUUUCCGCUGGUAAGACACUACGAAAAUAGGGAUCGGUGGUAUAUACUGUGUCACCUUGAAUACUUUGCGCAAAUGAUUGCAACCAAAAGAAAUAUCGGUUCGGUUACGGUGUUCACAAUGGGUAAAAGGGUUUCAGGUUUUUCAUUCAUCAUUUAUGGGUUACAAUUUUCAGUUUCGAUUUUCGAAAUUAAUAGAUUUUGGUUUCGGUUUUAAAGAGUGAUAGUUUUUGGUAAUGACUUUAUUAUUUUCUGAUCUUUAUGUUGAGUGUGUUUCUACGAGAGAUAAGUAGGGAGAUUGCCAGUAGACUGAUUUUCAUGAAACCAAUUUUGUUUGGGCAUCGACGCGCCAUCUCAGCGGAGAGCCUUCGCACCAUACCCACGCUUUUGAUUGACCGAGUAUAAAUAGAUGUACUACGCGUGAGAUUCUUCGUGAGCUCCGUGAGACGCAUGGAUUAACACCGGGUGACAUUCUAAAGCAUGUGUAUUCUGGUGUUGACGCGCCAUCUGGAGGGGGAGCCUCGAAACUUACUCACGUUUUCGAUUGGUCGAGUGUAUUUUUCAACACUUCACCAAACCCCAAACAUAUUUAGUACUCCUUCGUUUGGCGUGACUUUCGAUUCAGUUAGAAACGGUUUUACAAUUAAAGAAAAUCAUGGCAAAAUCCGUUACAACGUACGAAAAACCCACACCGCACAUCGGAUUACCCGACUGGUAUGCUAAGCAAUGGGAAUUACGUCAAAGCGCCGACACUCGUAGAUCAGAAGCUUUCGAGUUACGCAGCUCUAGCAGGAUCAUCCGGUCAGAAACAAAAAUUAAAACAGAAUGGGAUACUUAUAUGAACAAUACAAGAAUUGCCGAUAGAUUAACCGAACUUUCUCGUUGGCGAGAACUCCUGGAGAGUCAAUUGGAAAGGAUUGAAAACGAAAUAAAACUUCUAAAAGACGAGCGAGCUGACACUGAAAAGGAACUUGAGGGUCUCAAUCUACCUCUUCAAAUAACUGCUGAGUGUAUUUCUACUAGAGACUGUCGUCGGGGCACCGAGUUGACCUAUGACGAUGGCGAUACUGAAUUGAAAAAGGAGCUUUGCGUCCUAGAGGGAGUCAAGAAACUUUUAACUAAUAGAAUUCAGGCUGCUUGGGAGAAGCUCAAUCGUUUGGAGGAGGUAAAAUUCAAAAUUGAUCUGGAGCUACAGGAUAAGGUGGAGAGUAUAAAUAUCGAUCAAGAGAAUCUUCGAUUAGAUCGCACUUGUGCUAAUAUCAGUUAUAAGAUGGAUUCGCUCAGAAUACCAAAAAAUUCUGUUUCUUAUGAAUCCUGGCUUGAACAUUGUCAAUUCACGAAACUUCUUGCUGACAAUGAGAUGAGCGAUACGUACAGUUUUCGCGAAGCAUUGCACGUUACCAGGGAACGCGCCAGGAACGACAUCAAAGCUCAGCAGGACGUUACAGACUUUGCGCUGAGGAAGAGGAUAUAUCAGACCCAAAAGGCCAGAAAUGAGCUGGAAUGGCAAAAAAUGAAGAUGCAACGCGAGAUGGAUAUACUACUAAAGGAAUUAGCUAGAUUGGAUGAUGCUCUUCAGAGUAAGACCGAUGCUGUAAAGUGUGCAGAAACCAGGUUGGAAAAUCGUACCUAUCGUCCUGGAUUUGAAUUAUGUCGCGAUGAGGUCGAUCUGGGAUUGAAAGAUGAGGUCUUGCAAUUGAGGCAGACCAAGGAGGAUCUUAUUGCCAAGAUUAAUAGCGCAAAGGCUACCUACAACGGCUUGGAAUUUCUAUUGAUUCGCAUUGAUAAAAACCUGCAGGACAAACAGCAUUCCUUAAUGACCGACGUCAUGUGCCUAGACCUUCGUGCCAGAUUGAAAACUGGUGACAGAUCACGAUUGGCGAAUGAAACUGAUCGCAAUAUUGUACUCACCAAAAUGGAGCAGGAAGUGCCGCCUGAGUCUUAAUUAAUUGUGCCCGCAAGUAUAGUAAUUGUGUAGU